Molecule: messenger RNA, 2105 nt
Organism: Aspergillus heteromorphus CBS 117.55
Lineage: Eukaryota; Fungi; Ascomycota; Eurotiomycetes; Eurotiales; Aspergillaceae
Exons: 2
Coding region: 223-1764 (513 amino acids)
Source: RefSeq, a predicted model, not a curated record
CUGGCAAUAUUGCCGUGGGUUACCGGCUCUUUGAUAUGCCCACAGAACACGUCCACGCUUGUUUGCUUUGGCACGAUCUUCUCUACAUAUUCCCUGGCGUGUUGAUUUGCUCAGACAAGUCUUUGGCUAGACCCUCAUCUUGGUUUGAUUUGCGCAAACGACCCAUACCCCUCUCCGGACUGCCCUUACACGUCAAGACUUCCGUGGGCAACAGCCAAGGCAAUGGGACAACUUAUCGUGUACUGGUUCGCCUGUAACCACUUCAUCCCCCACUUCCAGAAAAAGCCUCUCGAGACGCUGGACUACCCAAUAGGGGCAGACCCUCGCACAACCGCUGCAAUCGUGGCACAACUGUGUCCUAUCUGCUGGGGGCCCCAAGACGCGGUCAACGACGAUCGCAAGAGCUUGCUCUUCGAUUGUGAAGAUCUAUCGCUUAUCCUCGAUAUGUCCUCAAUGGACCCGGAGUUCGUCCACGCCGUGGUCCGCUUCUACGCUCGCGGGGACUUCAGACGCUGGGGCCAGCCUGAAGCAGCCGGCGCGACUUUUCCGGCCGAAGAUACCUAUCUGGAGGAGAUGGAGAUGGAGUCGAUCAUGAACACCACGGGCCAUAAACACUACAGCACACAUCCUGGCUACGCGUUUGAUGCUGCCCUGGCUGAGAUCCGGAGAUCCGACCCAGAUAACUACACUACCCUCAACUGGGCCCGGGAGAACUACUUGCCAAAGACCGAGUGUUUGUAUCUGAACUUCCCAAUCCUAUAUCCCGCCAAGGUCUCAAAAGCCGUCGCCGCUCUGAUCAAGCGAGAGGAAGCUCGAAACAGCAAGGCACUGUGUGGAAACGCAACCGCAUGGACUCUGCCGCAACAGGGAGACGCUCAGCUGGAUCAGCCUGAGAUGAUGAACAGCGACCAGCCGGAGGACACCGAGACCAACACACAGCCCCAGCCCAUCCACUUCGUCAAUUCUGAACCAGUCAACCCCCUGGAGAGCACCGAGACCAACACGCAGCCCCAGCCCGUCCACUUCGUCAACCCUGAUCCAUACAUUCCUCAGGACCUGCGCAUUGGUACGCCCUUCGUGCUCACCGACCCCGAAUUCGAAGAGCAGAACCCAUUCGCCAGCAACGACCCUUCUGAUAAUCGACCUGUCCCGCUAAGUCUCAGCAAGUCCGUCUACAACCAGCCUAAACCAGCCUCAAACACCGCCAGCUGGCUUCGUCCCCUCCCAGGCACGGGCUAUCCAGAGUUUGAAGAAACCGGCAAUUUCAACGACUACAUCGCACACCCGUACAUAAUGUACACUCCAACUCCAUUGGCCUCCGACCGACGCGCCGGGAGAAUCAGACGAGGCAAGCUGCCCAUUCGAGACUCUCCGACUUCUGACUGUACCGGGUCCGACACGCAGCAGGAGCAGGAGCAGGAGCAGGAGGAGCAGCAGCCCACGACGCCCCCCACACUGCGCAGGUUCUCAACCCCGACCUACGACGAAGUCGAGCUCACCCCCCUGGCCGCGACUACCGAUUGCGAGGACGGCGAGCUCACCCCUAUUGGCGAGUUUGUUCGUCAGUACAAUCGACACAGGACUUUGGCUGGGCCGGCUUAUCGGACUUAUACUCAGACUUCUCCGCCCUUCUUGCCUUCUGAGGCGACGUCGCCUGAUGAUGUUAAGGUUAUUCCCAAUCCCAAUUUCAACCUCGAUUCCCCCAGUACUGAGCCCAAAACUCCGUAUCAUCCCUCUGACUUGGAUUAUCUUUUCUUGUCUUGAGGAUGGUUGGGUUUCGUGCUGCCUCUUUUGGGUGAAUGUGUUGUAGCCCUUUUCUGGACUUGAGCAUAGGUAUGGGGCUGGAAGCGUGGCGUUGUUGGUUUUGUCUGGCUGUUGCAUACCCUUUUUUGAUGGGACUUUUCUAUGUCUUUCUCUGUUUCUUUGGAUCUUCUUCGCUUUGUUGUCUUGCUUUUUUUUUUUUUUUUUGCUACUUCGUUGCUUCUUUGCUUUGCUUCCUUGCUUUGCUAAUUCGCCAAUAUGUUUCCUUGCUGGUUUUGGUUUGUUUCAAUAAUUUGCUACUUCAAUGCUUUCCUGCUUUGCUUCAUUGCCCUUUGCUAAUUUGC